Ectocarpus siliculosus is the source of this 969-nucleotide messenger RNA. NCBI's taxonomy places the organism in Eukaryota, Phaeophyceae, Ectocarpales, Ectocarpaceae. The record is from the annotation of a GenBank genome assembly.
AUGGCGGGGGGCACGGGCCAGGCAGCGACGCAGACUACGUUCCGCAAUCCGUCGUCGACGAUGGCUUUAGUUCUUACGUCACAAAUUCAGUUUUUAGCAACGCUGUCGUUCGUGGACAAUACGGGAGCGGAGGAUUCUGCUCUCUCUGGGUUUACCAACGCCCUCAGGUGGGUAAACUUGUGGCCAAGCGAACGCUUCUCGGAGGUUGUUGCAUCACGGAUCUUUUCGAGCAACCCCGACCAAACCCAUGGAGAAGAUGAUGGUGACGAUGAUACAACAAAGCGAGGAAUGUCCGUGUCAUUCACCAACGACCUCGGCUCUCUGUUGUUCAUGGGAAAUCUUGCGCUUUUUGCGGGUCUUCUGGCGAUCAUAUUUUCCUUGCAUAUCUUGGUGGCGUCGGCAAUUGAGGCGCACUGGCUGGCAAAGGUGCUCUACCCGGUGCUGAUGUUUGCAAUGGUCACGCGAACUCACAGGGUGAGGGUUCGAUCGGAUGCCCUCAUUGUGUUCGUGUCCAAUGAAAACCGCGUAACCUCUACGGGCAAGAAAGAGUUUUUCUCUAAACUCCUUGCUGGUUCGAGAAAUGAUUUGAGCUUAUUUACUUGGGCGGACAAGGGACAGUGGGAGACAGUCCAAACGUCGGACGUGAAUGCAAGGCGUGAUGCUGAUUGGUUCCGGAUCGGGUUCGAGCCCUUGUUUGCCGACUUCACCCAAGCUGGAUCGUGGUUCAUUCUCUACACAUUGAUGGAGAUACAACCCGGGUGGCAAGUCGCCAAACCUGGAAGGAUAGCCUUGCUAGAAGUACCAAAUGUUACGAUCACUUUCACCGGAGCGCUCACGUGCAAGCGGGGGAACUUUGAGGUUUCUUUGAUGAAGGUGUUUACUCUGACCUUUUACGACGCGCACCAGGACGCCCCUCCUCAAUGUAUAGCUCUUCGCGGCGUCAGCGAGAAAUAUGCUCUUCCAGCCUGA